AUGCUCACAGGCUCUAAACAGCUUCCAGUGCUGGCAAUAGCAGCACUGUUUGUUUUUACUGCGUUCAUCCUGGCCAUCGUGGCAACCGCAGGGUCAUCGUCUAACUACUCGCCCAUCAACAAUGUCUACCUGGGCGAAGCAGACAUUUCCCACAUUAACGUGACGAAAGUUAUCCCAGAGACCGCUCCCUUGCUUUCUGUCGUCAUUGGAUUGUUCAACAGCCCCUCUAUGGCUUCGUCAAAUGGGGGCAACUACUCCGAGAUCUUCGAUGCGCUCAGAUCUGUGUCCCAUACCGCCGCUCUCAGACCACUACUUGGGCUUUUGGAUAGCUCCAAGAAUGUGUCGAGUACGGUCUCGAACAUCGCACACGCUGCGCCCUUGCUCGCUUCAAACAAUGCGUCUCAAGGCUCCUCUCAGCUUUUGAGUGCUGUCAGCCAACUAGUCCAGGAUUCUAGCAACUCGUCCGAAACCGUGCAGGGUUUGGGUUUACUAAUUCAAUCUUCAAACGAGACCAAUCCUACCACUCAGCGUGCCGUUUUUGGGCUUUUAUCCGACUCAAGAAAUGCCACGGCCUCUGUGGACUCUUUGGUCACUUUGCAAAACCAAUCGUCUAGCGAUCGUGCUAAAAUCGCUCCCGUUUUGUCUCUCUUCCAGCAAUCUUCUAAUGAAACCGCCACUCUAGGUGCCCUGAACACACUUAUGACAGCGAAUGUUUCUAAUGAUAUGUCAGCUUCUCUUCUCGCUGCCCUUCGCGCCGGUAGCUCGAAUCCACAAGCUGCCCUCAAUCAGGUCUUAAACUCUGUGCCUGAUUCGGCGCGGCCGGCUGUUUUGGCUGUUGGCACAUUGCUAAAUAAUACGCGUGAUUCAUCUUCAACACUAACCACGCUCGAGGGUUUACUGCAACAAAAUGUCACCACUUCGUCCUCUGCGCACAGUUCUUUCAAUGCGCUCACCACGUUAGUGUCAAACUCGCAUAAUCAGAGCCUGGUUCUAAACUCUGUCGCUGUCUUGGCAAACUCUUCAAGCAAUUCGAGCACUGCUCAGCUUAUCGGUCUUCAAGAUAUUUUGGACUCCUCCAAGAACUCCUCAAAAGCUUUAAGUGUCUUGCAACAAAUUCAAUCAUCAAACUCUACGUCGGGCUCUCAGAAUGCGGCGCCUAUUUUCAGCUUAUUUUCCAACUCGAAAAACUCAACUGAAACUAUCGAAUCGGUGAUGGGAUUAAUGCAAGCUUUCCAAGCAAACAGUACAGCUUUCGAGCCUUUGCUCAAAGUCUUGAGUGGAACCCAGUUAGGUGACACCGCCAUCACAAAAGACACCUUGACCAGAGUGAUGCCAGUUGUUUUGGACAAUUUAGGAGUUGAUUCUACUUACCGCUUGGCUAUAUUUACUUUGUGCAGUGGCCUUAGCAAUGGGAAGGUACAGCAAUGUACGAAAUCACACGCUGUACAAUCGUUUUAUCUCCGCGACAUCCUUUAUGAUCAACUCGAAAACUCUGAUUUCAAGCCUUACGUGCAGGCACUCAACUUACAGAAGAGUGAUUUGUAUCUGAAUGGUAAGCUGCAAAGUAAGGAACCUUCCUACACGCCAGCUUUGAGAGCAGUCUUGGCUUUCAAUCUGUUGACUAUCAUUCUGUCAUUUUUCCUAUUGGUAUUGAUAGUGUGCCUUUUCAUCCUCGGCGACAAGUCCAAGUUCUGGGUACUUGUUGGUGCCAAGACGCUUGCGUUUUUGGCCUUUUUGUUCGCUUUAAUAUCGGCCGCCAUUGUUGCAGCAUUGGUUUCGAUCAUCAAACAUGACACCUAUGACGACAAUUACAAUGUAACCUUUGCAACCGGUUCUGCAUAUGCUGGCUUAAUUUGGACAGCCUUCGCCCUGACAUUCAUAACUUUCAUCUUGCUCUUCUUAGUGAAGGCGCCAAGAAGAAAUGGGUCGCCAGCAUCAGAGGACAUGCUCUCAGCACCAGCUACAACCUCUUCCGAUGAGAAGCGAAAUGGUACGAUACCUCAGCAGAGUCACGACGAGGUUAUCGCUCAGGUUGCUUAA
Lachancea sp. 'fantastica' is the source of this 2040-nucleotide messenger RNA. Lineage: Eukaryota; Fungi; Ascomycota; Saccharomycetes; Saccharomycetales; Saccharomycetaceae. The record is from the annotation of a GenBank genome assembly.